AAAGGUCUCAGAGAUGAACAGCCAAAAUGCCUUUCAUCAUGUUUGCCCUGACUGGACCUCAAUGGCUGGACCUUGUUUUAGCGAUGUCCCUUCUCUGUUGGGCAGACUGUAGCCCUUCUCAGCAGGAUGAUAUGGCUCCCCUCGAAGUACAAUUCCAUUCUUUGGACUUCAGAAAUGUCUUGCGCUGGAAACAUCCAAACAAAGCUGCCAAAAACCUGAAAUAUUUUGUUCAGUAUAAAAUAUACGGAGACAAGGAGUGGACUAAUUCUGAUCACUGUCAAGGAAUCCACAAGCUGGAGUGUGACCUGAGCCAGGCGACAUCAGAUCCCAGAGAAUGGUACUAUGCCCGGGUCCGUUCCCUCUCCCCUGAGGGCAACUCAUCAUGGGUCCUUAGCCACAGGUUUUACCCUCAGUGGGAAACCAGUUUCAGCCCACCCCAGAUAAAGGCGACUGUGACAGGACAGACCAUUACAGUUCAGAUCCGACCCCCGAGGACACCACUGCGAGGACAGAAGGGCAGAAUGCGAGUGACAAAACUACAGAAACUGAUUUUCAGAAUAUACUUAAUGCACAAUGGUGUAGAAGAGGAAGUUCAUGAAACAGACAGUUGCUCCAAGGAACUUGUGAUUGAGUCGCUACGUCCGAAAACCACCUACUGCCUUCAGGCUCUGUCCGUUACUCCUCGCUCAGGCCGCAAAAGCUCACGGAGUUCCAGCACCUGCGUCAAGACUCAUUGAGGGUUUAGUGUCUCCCACAGGGUGAGGCUGCUUCUGGACCUUUGUUCAACAUGAAAAUUACACACGUGCACACUACAUAGUGGAAUGUCUGCAAAUGCUCACCAAGAUCAUGUUUACUAUAAGACAGACUAUAAGCCUGGACUAGCCUUUUGGUUACAUUAAAGCUGAAGUGUGUAAUUUCUGUUCCACUAGCACAAAGGCAAUGUCAAAAAUAAUGAUUGUUUGCA
This is a messenger RNA of Rhinichthys klamathensis goyatoka, 964 nucleotides long. It is a transcript of the gene il22ra2, whose product is annotated as interleukin 22 receptor, alpha 2. The transcript has 6 exons. Gene Ontology annotation, molecular function: protein binding. Bases 27 to 737 code for a protein of 236 amino acids. The record is from RefSeq and is a predicted model, not a curated record. Lineage: Eukaryota; Metazoa; Chordata; Actinopteri; Cypriniformes; Leuciscidae.